AUGGAGGCGCUCAAGGCUGCGAUCGGCGACGGCGUGAUAACAUUCCUAUGGAUGUUCUGCAUCUCCACAGUGGGCCCCAUGACGGCGGUUAUCACCAGGCACUUGGAGCUCAAGAGCCUCCCUCGGAUCACCGUUCUCUUGAUCACCGCCCUGCUUUUGAUCUUCAGCCAAAUCUCCAAGCUCCUCGGCAAGGCCAGCUUCAAUCCUGCCAACACCGCCGCUUUCUACGCCGCCGGAGUCAGCAAGGACAGCUUGUUCUCCAUGGCCCUCAGAUUCCCCGCUCAGGUUUCGACGAUUUUUCUUUAG
Molecule: messenger RNA, 306 nt
Organism: Asparagus officinalis (garden asparagus)
Lineage: Eukaryota; Viridiplantae; Streptophyta; Magnoliopsida; Asparagales; Asparagaceae
Product: aquaporin SIP1-2-like
Exons: 1
Coding region: 1-306 (101 amino acids)
Molecular function (GO): water channel activity
Source: RefSeq, a predicted model, not a curated record